GUAUAAAAAAAUCACACACGUGAAGUUGCGGGUCUAUCUUUAGUGUUGAUCUGACGGGAAGCUGUGUCACCUCCAUCUUCUUCUCCUCUUCUUCUGUGUUCGACAUGGUGGACGUGAAACAACCCAUUCCGGGUGGUGUGCCUGGUGGUGAUGGCAAGCACAAGUUUAAGAAAAGUGAUCAGGUCGCCUUUUACAGACGGCAGAUGAAGGGUCCCAAAAUGCAGUAUGAGGCCCUUUUCCAUACAAUUUUUCUCAGUGAAAAAGGAGUCCACUUCGAGUUGCUGGAACCACACUUAAAGAGCAAACUGCUUGUGUGCCUGUCGCCCUGCAAAAACAACACAGUCAGGAUUGUCAUUGACGAACUGCUUCCCAUCAAAGUGCGCUACAGGGUCCAGGAUGUGCUCACCAAGGAGCCGCAGUGUGAAAAGGUGAGACUGGAGGAGCAGCAGGAUGACUCAGUGAUGCUCUGCUGGGCCUCGGGGCUCUACAGUUGUCGCGUGUGGCGCCAACCUUUCCGCAUGGUGCUCCUGUGCGAGGGCCAAGAGUUGGUGACCUUCAACGCGGGAAGCAAGCUGUGGUUUGAGAAUCUGCGAGAACGUCCCACCGAGGACAAGGAAGAAAGAAAAGACGUCAGUCUGGAAGAAGACAACCUGUGGAGAGAGACAUUCAGGACCUUUGAGGACAUCAAAGCCAACGGACCCAGCAGCAUUGGCGCCGACUUGCGUCUCCAUGGAUUCCACAAUGUAUUUGGCGUGCCAGAACACCCCGACACUCUCCGCUUGGCAGACACCAGAAAUGACGAGCCUUACCGACUGUACAACCUGGACGUGUUCGCCUGCGAGAUCAACAGCCAUCUGGGCAUAUAUGGCAGCGUCCCGUUCGCGGUGGCUCACAAGCAGGACCGAACUCUGGGAGUCUUUUGGCUCAAUGCCUCGGACUCGUUUGUGCACGUCAACUACAGCCAGGAAGACAGCCUGCCGCCCCACACCGACAUCCACUGGCUCUCUGAGAGCGGCGUGAUAGACUGCAUGGUUUUGCUGGGCCCGAGUCCGGCACAGAUGUACCGCCAGUACGCUGAGCUGACGGGGUACCAUGCCCUCCCGCCUCUGUUCUCCCUGGGCUACCACCAUUCGCGCUGGGACGACGACACCCAAGAGGCCGUGGCAGAGGUGGACGACAAGUUUGACCACCACCGCAUCCCGUACGAUGUCAUGUGGCUGGAUAUCGAACACACGCGCGGGAAGCGCUUCUUCACCUGGAACCCCGAGCUGUUUCCUGACCCGGCCAGGCUGCAGCGCCAGCUGGAGCAGAAGAACAGGAAGUUGGUGGUUAUCAUUAAUCCACCCAUCAUGAUCGAUCCUGAUUGGUCGCUAUACCGCGAGGGGCUAGACAGAGAGAUUUUCGUCAUGGACAGACAGAAGCAGACAUUCACGGGCACGUCCUGGGCGGGCGACUCGCAUUAUCCGGACUUCAGCAACCCGCGUGCCCGGGCCUGGUACGCCAAGUGCUUUUCCCUGGAUCGGUACAAGGGCUCGACGCCAUUGUUGCACGUGUGGGCUGACAUGAACGAACCCACAGUGUUCUCCGGGCCUGAGUUGACGAUGCCUAAGGAUGCGCUUCAUUAUGGGGGCUGGGAACACCGCGACUUGCAUAACCUGUACAGCUUUUACCAGCAAAUGGCAUUAGUGGACAGCCUGGUGACCCGCUCCGGUGGCACCGAGAGACCUUUCAUCCUGUCUCGGGCCUUCUUCGCCGGGACUCAGAGACUAGCAGCCGUGUGGACUGGCGACAAUCUCUCUACUUGGGAGUACCUGAAGAUCUCCAUCCCCAUGUGUCUGUCCAUGUGUGUCACAGGCCUCUCGUUUUGCGGAGCCGACAUUGGUGGAUUCAUCCCUGAGCCGAGCCCCGAGUUGCUGAUCCGCUGGUACCAAGCCGCCUGCCUGCAGCCCUUCUUCCGAGGUCACUCGUCGAUGAACACGGUGCGCCGGGAGCCCUGGCUGUUCGAGAAGAAUGUGACCGACGCCAUCCGAAGUGUCAUCGAUGAACGGUACCGCUUGCUACCUUACUGGUACACUGUCUUCUACCGGGCUCACAUCGACGGCUUGCCCGUACUCAGGCCUCUGUGGCUCGAGUUCCCUGAGGAGAAGAGCAUCUUCAGCGUGGACCACCAGUACAUGAUCGGAGACGCACUGAUGGCGUGUCCCGUCACGGAAUCCGGAGUUGCGGAACUGGAAGUCAUAUUUCCCGGGGCGGAGCAGCUUUGGUAUGAUGUGAAAUCGGCAGAGGUGCACCACGGGGGAGGGACUCCGAGUUUGCCGGUAACCUUGGAAACGAUUCCGCUGUACCAGCGAGGCGGUACGGUGGUGUGCCGCGCCGUCGCGGUUGGGACUUGCACCGCCGACCUCCAGAAGACGCCGCUUGCCGUGACAGUGGCUCUGGACGCUCAGGGUGCCGCCAACGGUGAGGUGUACCUGGAUGAUGGCCACACCUUCUCGUACCGUGACAAGCGGGAGUUCUGCCUACGCUCCUUCCACAUGAUGGCAGGACGCCUGCAGUGCCGCGACGCCAGCGAAGCGGGAAGCUACAAGUGCGGCAUAGCGGUGCGCUCAGUGGAGGUCCUGGGAUUGCGGGGCCAGCCGUCAGCGGUGCGGGUUUACAGGGCGGGGGCGACCGAGGGCGUCUCAGUGGAGUAUGAGUACAACCCGGAGCGGCGCUCGCUCACUGUCGGCGAGUUGGAGCUCACCGUCGAGGACGACUGGGACAUCCAGAUAUGUUGAGUUUCUGUCACAGCAUACCCCUGACCAUUUGGAAGAUUGCAUUGAUUGAAUCGAAUUAUAGAUUGAUCCAAAAAAUAAAUCAAAUACUUAA
Molecule: messenger RNA, 2868 nt
Organism: Hippocampus comes (tiger tail seahorse)
Lineage: Eukaryota; Metazoa; Chordata; Actinopteri; Syngnathiformes; Syngnathidae
Gene: ganc
Product: glucosidase, alpha; neutral C
Exons: 23
Coding region: 105-2777 (890 amino acids)
Biological process (GO): carbohydrate metabolic process; N-glycan processing
Molecular function (GO): alpha-1,4-glucosidase activity; carbohydrate binding
Source: RefSeq, a predicted model, not a curated record